GUUACUGCAGAAAAUGAGGGUUUCCAUUGUCGCUUUUCUGUUCGUGAUCGCAGGCGCUUGCGCCUUUCCCGAACAACAGAUUGAACCUAAAAAUGAGCGUGUUAUAACCAACCAAAUUAGAAGAGCCAUCGAGCAAAUCAGACGGGAGAUCAGAGCAGCUGGACUGGACCCCCUAUACAUUGACAGAAAUGAUUUUGAAUUCUGGACGACGCCCUUCAUUCGUGUCGAGGGAUUUAUUGAUCAGCUUACGUUCACCGGCGCCAGCAAUAUUGUCAUAAAUCAGCUCAGCUACAACAUAUUUCAGAAUAGUGUUAGGUUUACACUUUCCAUUCCAGAGCUUCGUCUGUCUAUAAAUAAGUCAAGUGUUACGGCUCACAUGUUUGGAAACGAAUACAAUGCUGAAUUGAAUGGCGGUCUCAUUAUUAGACAAGUUCGCCUCGUCGGUGAUAUUCGCGCCUCUGUAGGAAUUAUCUCCGGCAUCUCCAUUCGAAGCGUUUCGUUGCAGUUCAGCAUCGGACAAAUUCAGUCAAAUCUUCAGUUGAACGCUUUAGGAAACGACUACACAAAUGAGCUAAACCAAUUCCUCGGCACCAGCAUUCCUGAAAUUCUGAAUAAAUACAGGAAUGAAAUCAACCGGGAGCUUUCAAAAAUCGUCCUGGAUAUCCUGAGACAAAUAAUAUAGUAUGCUGAAGUGAAGCGAAUUAACAAAGAGGAUUCCUUCAAAUUGCUUUUAAAACAUAUCUUCAUUACAAUCACUUGUUAAAAGCUUAAAAU
Messenger RNA from Vanessa tameamea, 774 nucleotides. RefSeq lists its product as uncharacterized. The transcript has 7 exons. Lineage: Eukaryota; Metazoa; Arthropoda; Insecta; Lepidoptera; Nymphalidae. The record is from RefSeq and is a predicted model, not a curated record. The coding region runs from base 14 to 682 and encodes 222 amino acids.